AUGCUGGCUCACAUCACGUGCAUUUUACCAAUGUAUCUUGCUCAAGUCGUUCCUUAGGUGUCACCCGGCGUUUUGGUACAGCAUCCGUACAGUGCAACAGCUGUCACUUGACACUCGGCUGUGUACGGCGCGGCGCUCGUAGUACGGCGUUACGCGCGGCCUCGCGCCGUCUCGCUCACUCCAUUCAUAAGCCACGUGUCCUGCCGUGUCGCCAUCUCGCUCGCGCUCAUUACGCAUUUAAGUCAGUCUAGUCAGUCCAGGUAGCCUCGCCAGGCCGCCGCGUAGCGGCGCGUCAGUCAGCCCAAAGAUGGCCACGCUGGAUCAAUGAAACGCGAGUAAUCGUAGUGAAAACACAAAUUGACAAGUGCGGGCGAACAUCGCGGGCUCGAGCGCGGUGUAAAUGGACCAUGGGCAAGGAUCAGGAGCUGCUCGAAGCAGCGAGGAGCGGCAACGUCACCGUGGUCGAGAAGAUUUUGGGCCAGCGAGCCAAGAGGAGUGGUCCAUUGGCAAGUUUACGUCGAGGACCAGGAGCUAAUGUGCAGGACGCCAGUGGGUAUUCAGCUCUUCAUCACGCAGCUUUAAAUGGGCACAGAGAUGUAGUCAAAUUACUACUCCAAUAUGAGGCUUCCACGAACGUUGUCGACGCCAAGGGUUCCUCGCCGCUUCAUUUGGCAGCUUGGGCGGGGGACGCGGAAAUUGUACGACUAAUUCUCAGCCAAGGCCCGUCGGUUCCGAAUGUGAAUCUUGCGACACAGGAUAACGAAACUGCAUUGCAUUGUGCCGCGCAGUAUGGACACACGGAAGUGGUGGCACAGCUGUUGCAGUACGGAUGCGACCCUAGUAUCCGCAACAGCCGCGGAGAAUCCGCGCUCGACCUUGCCGCACAAUAUGGCAGAUUGGAAACCGUGGAGUUACUCGUGCGAACGCAUCCCGAAUUAAUCGAAUCACUUCGUAAUUCUUCCUCAUCUCUGAUCUUCCCGCAUACACCUUUGCAUUUAGCUUCGCGCAAUGGGCACAGAGCGGUUGUGGAGGUCCUCCUCGCCGCUGGAGUUGACGUCAAUACGAGAACGUCAGCGGGCACUGCGAUGCACGAGGCCGCACUCUGCGGCAAGAUGGAAGUGGUGCGGGCGCUCUUAGAUCGCGGAGUGGAUUUGGGCAUUAGGGAUUCCCGGCAGAACACGGUGCUCGAUCUUCUGGGACAGUUUCCGCCGCACGUCACACAAGAUAUCACGGCGGUGAUAAAAAGGCAUCGGUCAUCUUCCGGUGUGGAAAGCGACGCUGACAGCGAGAACUUGCCGCCAAUUCCGGUGCAGGGUGGCGACUCAUUGGGCAGCCCCUACGAAAAUGUUCGUCCGGGGGAUGAUCUCUCCCCCGCGGAAGGGACGUCGCCUACGCAAUGGCAAUUCUAUCACAAACCUCGGGACGACGAUCGCCGCGUUUCCGGCACAUCUUUUGAAGACGAGCAGAACGGGGAACCGAUGAACGGAAUACGGAGGGCCCUCCAGCAGACAGAGGACUCCGACCCCAGUUCCGUCUUCGACAGCGUCUUUAUGUCCCUAUCCGACACUCUCAACUCUAUAAAUACUCUCGAAAGUUCCGACCAAACUCCUGAAGAUAUACCACAAAACACUACCAAAAGAACACCAUUACCACUCGACACUACACGGGGUUCCGACAGCGGACUGUACCAAACUCCACCCGUGCCACGCGGCACAAUGGAGGGUAGCUUCGUGUCAGAGGACCUGUCCUUGACAUUGCCCACGGGAUACGGGGGCAGAGAGUCCGACCAAUUGAGCGUGUCGUCAUCCUCGAGCGUCGGCGGACCGAGCCCACGGGACCGUCGUUGUUUGCCAAACGAUUCCAGCGCUGCUGGGAUUUACUUGCCAAUGGCGCCCUUGUCCAGCUCGCUGCACAGCCCCGCUUCCAACAGUAAAGUCUCGCCGACACCGCCCAAAAAACCACCUAGACGAAACCUCUCGGUGUCACCGACGCACCUACAGACGCAGAUGUCACUGUCAGCUGACAGCUCGGUCGGACCGAGCAAUUACGAGUAUUUGUUCUUGGCGCGCAGCGGCGCGCGGAGUCACAUCGAUCUUGAGCAACUGCAAAAGCGUCGCGAUCAGCUGCGACACGUCACUCGAAGCAUGGACCAGUACGUGGAGAUGAAAUCACGUCUGGUCGAUGAGAAACGCGAUCCUAACGUGGAGCCGGUUGCCAUAACGUCCAUCUACGAGAAUCGACCGGUCAAAAUGCUGAAUCCACGAAGAAAACUACGCAGACACGCUUACGAGAAUUACGAGCCGGAGAGCAGUUCGUGCGCCGACAAGUCACCCUGCAGUGACGGCGACGCGGUGCUCCAGGAGCAAACAUUCGUGUCGAACGCCUUUCUCACCUUGAAAUCUUCCCAGGAGAGUCUGCUCGACGAAAAGCGCGAGGCUGCGGACGGGCAAGCUGCGCCGGAGAAUCGCGAGGCCACCGAUAAACGUCUCAAGCGCGUGCAGAUGAUGCUGCCGACCAGCCCCACGCAUUACGUUCAGCCGCCUACCCCCGAUCAUCCGCCGCCGUCCGCCAUGCAAGCGGAAAAGUCCAUCCACGAACGUAUUCGUCCGCUUAGCCAGGUGUACAAGCGAAGAUCCCGCGACAUGGAGACGGAAACCGACGAGGAUCUGCUGCAGUUUCCCACCGCUGGAUCACUGGAUGCAUCCAGCGGCUCGCUGUCGAGCGUAUCUCUGUCUGACAAGAGCAUGUCCACGGACAAUGUUGAGGAAUACUUCGGCGACGUGCCGUUCGCAGGUUUGUUAAAGGGUUCCGUCACGGCUGAACGGCCGCGUACUUUGCGCCGCUUGCGGAACGUCUACGGUCAAAUCGUAUGCGGGAUGGGAACCGGCUGCGACAGCGGGGGCGGAGAACGUCUCGAGGACGGCGAGGUCGCCAUUCGGCUUUCCGGCGACCGGGAUCGCGACAGGGACGAGAAGUCUCUCAGCAUAAUGAGUCCCUUCGACGAGCAGGAGGAGUGGGCGAAAAUCUCGGAGAUCAUGGCGUCGUUCGGUACCGGCCUCGUGCGAGAGUCGGUGUUCGUCAGCGAGCUCGAGAAAGAAUUCCAAACCAGGCUAGGUUUAAGUUCAGACACUAGCAGUCCCGUCGUUUCCACAACCGUCGGUCAGUGGCUGUCCAGUUUGGGUUUGGCUGAUUACGAGUCUCUCUUUAUCAACUACGGCUUCGACGAUCUCGAGUUUAUAAACGGAGUGUUGGACGAGUCGGAUUUGCGCGAGAUGGAUAUCAGCAGCGACCAGGAACGAACGAUGAUCAUGGACGCGGUCGGACUGCUGAACAAACGUGUGGAAAAGCGUAACGCCGGUCACGGCCAAUCGGUGGAGGAGUGGCUGAAGAGCAUUCACCUGGAAAAUUAUGCGGAGACGUUCAGGAAGCAUCUGUACACCGACAUGGAUCGGGUCAAACGGGUCUGGGAGGUCGAGCUGGCAGCAGUCUUGGAAAUCCAGAAGCCGGCGCAUCGCAAACGCAUUCUGGCAUCCGUAAGCGGCCCGAAUAGCACGCGCGCGCAAACUCGAAACGGCACGGGGCCGAACUUGGAAGAUUUAAACAAGGACCUCAACACAUUGAAGACGAACAUACAGCAAUUGAAGGAGGAGAUACGGGAGAAAUUGCCGGAAGCAACGGCGGAUGGUAAUGGUAGUACGUCGAUAACCAGCGGAACGAAUUCGACGACCACGGGCACAUUAAGGCACCGCAAAAACAGACCGGCGCCCCAGCCACCCCAGCGACCUAGUUCGCACAAUGGAGCGAUCUCAGCACCGGAACAGCUCGAGAUCAGGGCACCAUCCGAGCUUCUUUUCGGAGUGCCGUCCACUCUUAAGACGCAAUGGAGACACCAGCCGAAGACUUUGGUCACCAGCGGCGUCACGUACGUCGCAAAUUAUCUGGGCUCUACCGUCGUCAAGGAAUUACGCGGCACUGAGUCGACGAAAAAGUCGAUACAAAAGCUGAAGAAGACCUUUCGAGAACCCAGAGUCACCCCUGACAUUACACUGGCAAUCUCUUAUCGUGGUGUUCGCUUUCUCAACACGUUGACCAACGAGCCAAUUUGCGAACACGAGAUUCGCAAUAUCCAUUGCGCCUGCCAGGACGCCGACGAUCUCACUCACUUCGCGUACAUCACAAAGGAUCACUCAAGCCGCACGCAUUUCUGUCACGUGUUUUGUGUGCCAACAAUGGAUCAAGCGACAGAGAUCAUCUUGACUUUGGGUCAGGCUUUCGAGGUAGCUUAUCAGAUUGCAUUGAGGGACAAGUUCGGUGGUCACGCGAUCCGAUCCCAAUCCGCCAAUCAACUAACAACGCUCGCCGGAUCGUCGAAACCGACGACGCCCGCCAAAAUGUCCGUGUCUCCCGAUUCCGCGUCCGAUUCCACCAGCCGAGACACAGAUCAUACCUCAACUCUCAAUUCUACGUCGUCCGCGAAUCCCAAGAUGAAAUCGCGAUCGAAGUCCAUACCCAAUCCGAAUCUCCAUACCGUUAAUCUGAAUCCGACGCAGGACAGUAACUCGAACUCCAGUUCCAGCUCGGCGACCACCACGAACUGCAAUCCCAGUUCGAAUUCCGCCACGAGCCCCAGCACGAACUCGAUCACCAGCUCUAACUCGAACAGCACCACUAAUCAGACCACUAAGCCCUUGGUCACCCACGGGCGUUCUCAUUCCGUCAACGACAUCAAGGUAAACGGUAAUCAAUUGAAGUUAGCACCGGCGCCGGUCGACGACAUCGGUAUCGGGGUGAAGGACAUGAAGCCCGGUUCCAGAGCGCCGAUUGCGCUGUCCGAGGAGCUGUAAGCUGUGUUUCGAAAUGGAAUGCACGAGAUCGCGAUAAUAAUCGUGUAACAUUCGAUCUGACGAAGAUGCGUCGCCUUCGCAACAGCACAGAAAUCUACUACUUUUAGUGCUCGAAACAUGAUCGCAAACAAUGCAGAAAUUACUGUCGUGAUAAUUUUUCGGUCCUUCGAUUUUUAGAAGCGGCUACUUAAUAUUUACGAUGUAUGUGAGACGGUAAUAUUUCACUUGCUAUUAUUCGCCAAUUUUGCGCAAAUAGUUAAGCGAAAUAUUAUAUAUUAUAUAAACACAUAUGUAUAUAUAAUAUAUAUAUAUAUAUCAUAUAUAAUAUAUAUAUUUAUAUAUAAUAUGUAUAAAAGCAAGAAAUUCUUGCGAUUUACGAAAUCGCAACGAUUACAAUCGUAAAAUGCGGAUGAUAUUCUCUCCAUUGAUUAGUGAUAUUAAUCGGGAUUAGCAACUAAUGGUUCCUCGACGCGCAAGAAAGAACGUCUCUUACUUCUUUUUAUCCGGCUGGAUUUGUAAUCAUUUCUUCAGUGGCGCACAUAUAUACGGUAGAGCGCACAUGCACAUAUUUGUUGCCGGAAGGCGAGGUACUCAACUAUUACGGAAUUUAACAGACAUGGCCUCGAGAACGACAGAGGUAAGUAGCCGUCGUUCCUCGUCAAACCCUGCACUUUCAGGUUGACACUUGACUGAUUUUACAACGGUGACACUGUGAUCUUGAACCGCGCGAGGCCAAGGUGAUUUAUUGAGGCAACUAAUCAAUUGUUCGCUGUGCGCAUUUCCGGCGAACGAGAAGGUCUUUCUUCCUUACGACGCGUCGUUAAUCGUAAGCAGUAUUAUUAUGUCAUUAACGGUAACAGGCGUGAAUGUAAACAUCGCGAUAUUAUCUAGCGAGGCGUGAAAUUAUUGUAAUAACGUUGGAUGUGCAAUUUUCAAUGUGCAGCUUUAAUCUGUCGCGGCUGGGCUCGACGGUUCGUAGCCGAUUUUCGAUCCAACGUCGAUCGUUUUAUUUAUCUCAGCACACGGCAUGAAACACGCCGACACUUGCUAAUGGACCACGAGAAAGGAAAGAUGCGAAGGAAAAAGUGAGACGCGCUAAUGAGCGCACAAAUGCUCAAUAUCGAUCCCUCGUAAACGUUAACGCGGCGACCAACGAAUCCGUUCCGUAUUAAUUCCCCUGAUCUCUUUGUGAUUUCCAGUAUCCCAAGUUCCGAUUUCGAGUUAUCACCGUUUUUUCAAAUAUUUCAUUCUUCAAGACUGAGGAUUUUUGUCUCGUUUUAUAUUUCGCGUUUUUUAGCGUAACAUAGAAGAAAAAAUAGAGAAUCCGAAAGAGGAGAAUUUUAAUAUAUUUACUCGGCAAACUUCGCGAACAGGAAAUAUGUAUAUGCAAAUAAUAGCAUGGAACGUCUAUCGAACUCUAUUUGAUACUCGAGUGCUAUACGAGAAGCCGUUGAGAAGCAAGAAAUAAAUGGGAUGCAAAUACGAAAAAACGCAGACGUGCCGCGACUAAUAGCGAUUCAGAGUGUCGGCCACACACCACCUCUAGUUAGUAAAAAACGUGGUUAAUUGACCUUUUCUUCUCUAUCUAUGAAUAUAACUAGAAAUAUGAUCUAGAGAUAGAGAAUCGAUAGUUGAAACUAGUUAACCAAGAUCGUUGGUUCAAUAUCGAGUCCGACAUCAUGGCACCGAUAAUAACAUUUUACAUAACGUGAACAUUGCUCCGUUUUUACGACAUGCGGGCCUAAGAAGUUGCGGUAGAUAUCGUUACGAUGCUACCCGUUAACGAUGUAUCUGUCUCGUGCAAUUGACGACACAUAACGAAAAGAAGCUACAGCGAAACGAAACUUUAUAUAGACUUAGACCCUCUUCGUACGUUCGCUUCUCUCGUUUGAACCAAAGAAGCGUAAAUAUACAUGUGCACACAUAUACACACUUACGUGUAUGCGCAAAACAAAAAUGCUAUAUGAUAAAAAAAAAAAAAAAACCAACAGAGAAUCAACAGAGCUUAAAAACGAUCGAGGAUCGUCGAAGAGGGAUGGGAAAACAACAAACUGCCAAAACGAUACACCACCAUCACCUCUAUAGUUAUACGCACUUUGUAUUUAUCACAUUUACAACAUAAUUCAUUAUAUAUUAACGAUUAAGAUAUCUACAGCCAUGGACACCGACGGCGGAAUUUCCUUCUUCGCGAGAGGUAACUAAAUAUUCUACGCAUUUGAUGUACACAUGUAGCAGCUAUGUUUAGUAAGUAGUGUCGGUAGGGAGCAUGUUCUAUCGAUGUGUCGACAGGUACCAUUUAACGAUGUAUCGUAUAGGAAAGGAGAGGAAGAAGAAGAAAAAUCAGAUACGUAGCAAUAUUGUAGAAGGUGUCUUUGUCAUUGGUGAUCGUGCGAUAAUUUUUCCGUGGCAGCGAACAAAUUCAAUCGGUUUGUUCAUCUGUGAAUUCGCGCGACAGCAAAACGCGCAAUUCAAAAUAGUGCCAACGCGCGAGUCCAUCGUGCGCUGCCUUUAUUCGAUCUCGCUGUUUGUCUUCCGGAAAAUACUUUAUACGAAGAGGAGAGAAGCAAGAUAGGAAAACAAUAACAGGAUAACUUCUUUUUUCAUUUUUUAAUAUAAUACUUGUACGCUGACAAACGCACACUUUCAAUAGCUGUCCUACGAGGUAAACCGCCGGCCAAUAUUAAUAUACAAGAUCAAGAUAUUAAUUAGAAAUAAAAAUUGUAUUAAUAACGUAAGUCGCUGUCACCUGAAUGUUACAAAUACUAGCGUAUGUUUGUGGACGGUGAUUUACCUUUCGUCUCAAUCUUUUUCUUUCAUAUACGCUCAAUUAUAGUAAUCUUCUGUCCGGAAGACGAAACACGCUGAGCUACUGAUUGUGAGAUCGAUACUGAUUUCUUUCGGCGUCGCGAUAGGUCUUGGAGAAAUGUGAAACGCGAAUCGCACAAAAAAUGAUUGUUUCUCGGACCAAGCAAAAACAAGCACAAAGAGUGCUUUUGCUCGUUACGGAUUAUCGUCGGAAUAUUAACGGCAGUGUCUCGUGACUGCGUUUUUUCACAAAGACAUGGAAUUUAGCCAUGUGCCCGUUGGUAUCGAUAGCGGCAGAUCAGAUUGUACUGUCGAUAUUAUAUACGAUUUUUAGAAUAUGUGUACAUAUAUACAUACGUAUAGAAAUUACACGGACCACCGCGAAUCAGUUUCUUCCGUUAAUACCAAAGAGAUAGUGAUGAUUUAUUAUUGUGAUUUUUGUACAUUUGAUGAUUAUAAUAGUAAUUGUUGUUUAAUACGAUUUACUGUUAGAUGAAUUUCUUAUUUAAAAUUUUGCGUUGCGGAUAAUUUGAACAGGAUUAACGUUAUAGCUAUUAUUAAUAGAGUCAUUUUUCAAGCUCACAUUCACUAAUUUUAUAUGGAUGUGGUGUUGUAUGUAAUUACAUAAUAGAAUGUAUUUAUCGCAUGCACGUCAAUCCUAUAAACGUGAGAGUUUCGUUUGCUUUACGCCAAUCAAAUUUGCAUAGCAAAUGCGUUUUGACGCGUCGUCGGUUAACACUACAAAGGUCCUGGUCCUGCAACAGUGUAAUUUCGCUGAAGUGUAUUUAUAUUCCCUUGGAUAGAGGUUUCGGUGCAAAUAGCAUCGCCUAGAACGGCAUUCUGAAACUAUGUCAUGACACUAUAAUUUAUGGACUUAUUAUUUCUGUACAUUUUUUGUUAUUAUUCGCCGAACGCUGACAAUAAAGCAUGAUUUUUUUGUUA
This is a messenger RNA of Linepithema humile (Argentine ant), 8591 nucleotides long. Its product is annotated as ankyrin repeat and SAM domain-containing protein 1A-like. Gene Ontology annotation, cellular component: cytosol. Gene Ontology annotation, molecular function: protein binding. NCBI's taxonomy places the organism in Eukaryota, Metazoa, Arthropoda, Insecta, Hymenoptera, Formicidae. The record is from RefSeq and is a predicted model, not a curated record.